UGACAGGAUAUUCAUUUGUGUGGUUCCAAAUAAGCAGUAAUUAUGGCCCGACCAAUACUUAAUUCUGAUUCUUUACCCAGGGCUGGUCGAGUGAAUGAAG
Messenger RNA from Cotesia glomerata, 100 nucleotides. RefSeq lists its product as uncharacterized. NCBI's taxonomy places the organism in Eukaryota, Metazoa, Arthropoda, Insecta, Hymenoptera, Braconidae. The record is from RefSeq and is a predicted model, not a curated record.